Neltuma alba is the source of this 1911-nucleotide messenger RNA. RefSeq lists its product as uncharacterized. Bases 354 to 1568 code for a protein of 404 amino acids. NCBI's taxonomy places the organism in Eukaryota, Viridiplantae, Streptophyta, Magnoliopsida, Fabales, Fabaceae. The transcript has 7 exons. Gene Ontology annotation, cellular component: endoplasmic reticulum tubular network. The record is from RefSeq and is a predicted model, not a curated record. Gene Ontology annotation, biological process: endoplasmic reticulum tubular network organization.
GAAUGCGGCGCGGUGGGAGGGUUUUGGUAGUCUGACGACAAGUGCACUAAUGGCAGGUCGAUGAAGAGGCACGGAGCACUGAGCUGUCCGCUGAGUUGGGGGCGUUAAUUUCAAACUUGGAAUUGCGUGUUUUCGUGUCUGCAAAGUGGAAAUCCCGAACGGGGGGGGCCCCAUUUCUUAAUUUCGAAGUUUCUUUCCCGUCUUUCCUUCCCACCCCACCAUACACACACCCGCUAACACGCAUUUCGCUCCAUCAUCAACUUCAUUACCUUCUCAGUUCACUACAGGAGUAGUGAAAUCGAAGCAUUUCGCGCCCACCAUCGCCCUUUUUCUUCCCUCAGGAAGUCAAAAAGAUGGCUGAUGACACAGGAGUUGGAAAAGAUGAAAAGAAAGAGACCAUUUCUACUGCCACUGGGAAUAGAAAGAAGCGCAAGGGACUUUUUUCCAGAAUUUGGAAUGCAAUAUUUAGAACACAUGGGGAUGAUUUUGAAAAGAAACUAGAAUACAUUUCUAAAGAAGAAGCUGUUGUUCUGGCUAGGAUGAGUAGGAGAUCUCGAUCUUGGAGGCGAACAACCCGGCACCUCAUCUUAUUUUCUGUUAUAUUUGAGGUCAUUGCUGUAAUAUAUGCUAUGAUGAUGACGAGAUCAAAAGAUAUCAAUUGGAAGAUGAGAGCAAUCCGGAUUUUGCCUAUGUUUCUUUUGCCUGCCGUAUCAACCGCUGCCUAUUCAACAUUUAUCAGCUUUGCAAGGAUGUUUGAUAGAAGGGACCAGAAGAUUCUUGAAAGACUUCGAGCUGAAAGGCAAGCAAAAAUUGAUGAGCUCAAAGAGAAGACACAUUAUUACAUUACUCAACAGCUCAUUCAGGUGAUCGUCUGUUGCAACUCUUGUUAUGUAGCUGUUAUCUGUAAUCCUUUUGUGCUUUAUUAUAUUUUAUUAUCUUUGGUGCAGAAAACUAUCUUUGGAAUAUAUUCAUCUGUCCAUGGUGAGAAAUUCAAAGCCAUAAGCCAAAGGACACAUUGUAAUCAAUCCUUGGGAAAGGGUAAUGGUUUUUCUAUGUCAUUUUCUAGAUCCACUAGUCCUGGGACAACUACACCUACGAAUUCUAAUCAACAAUUUGUCGGUUCAGUAAGUACUGAUCAAUCACUUAUUUCUAUGCAUAAUCAGCUUGAAACAAUUGUUGGACGUCACCAACCUCAAAGUUCAACCACACAUGACGGGGGGUGGAUUGCUCGAAUUGUAGCAUUGCUUGUGGGUGAGGAUCCGAGGCAGUCCUAUGCACUCAUAUGUGCUAACUGCCAUAUACAUAAUGGUCUUGUUCAGAAGGCAGAUUUCCCGUAUAUUACUUACUAUUGCCGGCACUGCCAUGCCCUGAACAAACCAAAGGAAUUGGAUGAGCGCAUAUCUGGUUUGAGUUCCCAAAAUAUGGGGCAUCCAAAAGCAGACGAGGUGGCUCAAACUGCUAGUGCUUCUCCAGGUGACGGUAUAAUCACAAACAACAGUCCAGUAAAUGCUAGCCUUGAGAUUGAGGAAGUAUCCAAAAAACCAAGUUUGGAAGAGAGAGUUGGUUGAAAGAUACAUCUUUCUUUAUGAAUAGAAAAGGACUGUUGGUUUUAGAUGCCUAACGUCUUACCUCUUUUGUAGCCAUAAAGGAGAACAACUUUGCUGUUGCUUUCCUUGAGUUGGUUUUGUGACCUCAACAGAACUGAGAUAUGUCGCCUUGAAACUCUCAGUUGUGAUGCAUAGGUUGCAUUGCACGCAUCACUUGCAAGUGAAGGCAAUUUUGGAAUUUUGGUGAUUAACCUCUAGUGUUCUGAAUUCCUGACUGUAUACUGUUGAACUUGGAUUGCCCAUGAAAUAUCUUAUAAAGCAAAAUUAUUUCUUCCUACAUAGUCGAGUCCUUUAAAAUUUAAUA